AUUACCUCAAAGUGCUUUCCUAAUAGUGACUUCUCUUCUUGUGUGCAGUGCUGAAAAGUGGCAGUGACUCUGGAUUACACUCCUGUUCUGGACUUGGUGUCUGUUUCUCCUUUGGAUUAUUUGGAUUAUCGGUGCUUUUCUUUAGUGUUAGGUGAAUUAGUGUGGUUUUACUCUUACUCCCGAGCAGUUAAGUGAAUUUCGAGCAUGGAUUUGAAGCCAGUCACGCCUGUUUUGCGCUCCCGCACGCAUGCACGAUGUCCUGAGGAGGAAAUCGUGAUCACGGGCAUUUCGGGCAGAUUUCCAAACUCAGACAACAUUGGCCAAUUUGCGCACAACCUCUACAACAAGGUGGAUCUCAUCGACGAGGAUGAGCGUCGCUGGCGUCACACGUACGCCGAGAUCCCCAAGCGAUCAGGCAAGAUCAACCACCUCGAGAAGUUCGAUGCCACCUUCUUCGGGGUGCACUUCAAGCAGGCGCACACCAUGGAUCCGCAGUCGCGUCUCCUCGUCGAGAGGGCAUACGAAGCCGUUCUCGACGCUGGGAUCAACCCAAAGUCGCUGCGCGGCACUCGGACAGGCGUCUUCAUCGGCGCCUGCUUCUCCGAGUCCGAAAAGACCUGGUUCUACGAGAAAGUCUCCACCGGAGGCUUCGGCAUCACAGGGUGCAGUCGUGCAAUGAUGGCCAAUCGGAUUUCCUACUCUCUGGGUCUUCAGGGGCCAUCCCUGCUCACUGACACGGCCUGCAGCAGCUCCAUGACUGCCCUGGACGUCGCGUUUAGCGCCAUGCGGAAUGGAGAGUGCGACGCCGCUAUUGUCGGUGGAGCGAAUCUUCUGCUUCAUCCCUACGUGACGCUGCAGUUUGCUCGUCUCGGCGUGCUGUCCAUGGAUGGCUUCUGCCGGCCCUUCGACAAGGACGGCCAGGGCUACACGCGCUCAGAAGCCAUCUGCUGCAUCUUCCUGCAGCAGACGAAGGACGCGAAGAGAAUCUACGCCAAGGUGAUCUACUCAAAGGCGAACUGCGAUGGAUACAAGGAGGAAGGCAUCACCUAUCCCUCUGGCCAGAUGCAGCGCAAACUCCUCACCGAGUUCUACCAAGAGGUGGGCAUCGAUCCGCGCAAGGUGGACUUCAUGGAGGCUCACAGCACGGGAACUCUGGCAGGUGAUCCCGAGGAGUGUUCCGCUCUGGACGCUGUCUUCUGCACUGGAAGAGACGAACCACUGCCCGUUGGCUCUGUCAAGAGCAACAUCGGCCACUCUGAGUCCGCUUCGGGCACUUGCAGCAUCGCCAAAGUGAUCAUCGCCAUGGAGAAUGAUCUCAUUCCGCCGAACAUCCACUUCACGGCGGUCCGGCCGGGAAUUCCCGCUCUCGUGGAGGGACGCCUCAGAGUCAUCACGGAGCCAACGAAGCUCGAGGGCCCACUAAUUGGUGUGAACUCUUUCGGUUUUGGUGGCGCCAAUGCUCACGCACUCUUCGAGGCAAAUCCCAAGAAGAAGAUCAACCGUGGCGAACCGGAAGACGAUCUACCGCGAUUGGUGAUCUGGUCAGGACGCACUGAAGAGGCUGUCAAUGAAGUGCUGGACUUCAUGGUCACUCGCCCACUCGAUGCCGAGUUUGUGGGCUUGGUGCACAGCACACAAAUGGACAGCGUGUCUGGGAAUGUCUUCCGUGGUUAUGGACUAUACAGGAAGGAACCUGGCGGCGGGAACGCCACCUGUCUCAACAGAGAAGUUCAGCAUUACACUGGAGUUAAACGACCGGCUGUUUGGGUGUUCAGCGGCAUGGGUAGUCAGUGGUGCGAGAUGGGAACUUCCCUGAUGAAGAUCCCCAUGGUCAGGAAGUCGAUUGAGCACUGCCAUGAGAUUCUGAAACCCAAGAAGCUCGAUCUCAUCGGAAUUCUCACCUCAACUGAUCCCAAGACUUAUGACAACAUUCUUCACUCAUUCGUUGGCAUCGCAGCCAUUCAAAUCGCUCUCGUGGAUGUGCUCAAGUCCUUAGAUCUGGAGCCUGACUAUAUCAUCGGUCACUCUGUGGGAGAACUGGGUUGCGCCUAUGCCGACGGAUGCUUCACAGCCGAAGAGAUGAUCCUGGCCGCCUAUUGCCGAGGCAAGGUCAGCGUGGAGACAGAGAAGAUCUUCGGCUCAAUGGCCGCCGUUGGUCUUGGCUUCCGCAAAAUCCGCAGUCUUCUGCCGCCCGGCAUUGAAGUCGCUUGCCACAACGGUCCAGAUUCCUCAACCAUUUCCGGACCCGCGGAUGCCAUUGAGAAGUUCGUGGCGGAGCUCAAGAGCCAGGGAAUCUUUGCCAAGGAAGUUCCUUGCUCCAACAUUGCCUAUCAUUCGCGCUACAUCGCCGACAUGGGUCCAAAGCUGAAGGCUAUGCUGAGUCAAGUGAUCACUGAGCCCAAGAAGAGAUCACCUCGCUGGCUCAGCACCAGUGUUCCGAAGCAGCGUUGGGAAUACUCAGAGAAUCACUACAGCUCGGCUCAGUAUCACACUAACAAUCUGCUCAACUCCGUGCUCUUCGAGGAAACUUCUGCAAUGCUUCCCAACAAUGCCAUCACCAUUGAAGUGGCUCCUCAUGGUCUUCUGCAGGCCAUUCUCAAGAAAUCCAUGCCAAACGCCGUUCACACAGGACUCGCUCAACGUGGAAAUAAGGACAACGUCACAUUCUUAUACACAGCCCUUGGAAAGAUUUAUAUGAAUGGCGUAGACAUUCCUAUUGACAGGAUGUAUCCUCCAGUUCAGUUCCCAGUUUCCCGAGGAACUCCUAUGAUUUCCCCACUAAUCAAGUGGGAUCACAGCGAGGAUUGGUACGUGACCAAAUUCGAAGCCCAGAAGAUCCUCAAAUCCGGAGAGCGACACUGCAAAAUUCAGCUCACUAUGGACGAUUAUGAGUACAUCACUGGACACACAAUCGAUGGUAGAAUCCUCUUCCCAGCCACUGGAUACCUUCAUCUCGUGUGGGAAACAUACGGAAUGAUGAAGGGCGAUCUGUUCUUUGACAUGGAAAUUGAAUUCUCAGAUGUGCGCUUCCUGAGAGCCACGAACAUGACUAAAGACACAGAGAUUGAGUUCCUCAUCAUGAUCCAGCCAGGAACAGGAAGAUUUGAGAUAACUGAAGGAUCAUCAGCUGUCGUCACGGGAUUCAUUAAGCAACUCGAGCCUGGAACAUCCCUGAUCAGCUUCCCAGAUCCUCCGCCAUCGAAAUAUCCCAUGCUUCAGUCGAGGGACUUCUAUAAGGAGUUGCGACUGCGAGGAUAUCAGUACAAUGGCUACUUCCGCUCAGUUCACGAGGCUCGCGGCGAUGGACUCGUGGGCAAAGUCAAGUUCGAGCGCAAUUGGGUGCCCUUCCUCGAUUGUCUUCUUCAAGUUCACAUCGUGGGCCAGGACUCUCGCUCUCUCAUGCUCCCCACGCGCAUUCAGAGAAUGCGCAUCAAUGGUCGCGAUCACAUGAACAUGUUCAACGAGGAGAAUCCCUACUUCGACGUCAAAGUGUCCAAGGAGCUCAACAUGAUCAGCUCUGGAGGAGUUGAAAUUGUCGGACUGCAUGCCAGUCCUGUCGCCCGACGUCGUCCUCCAGGAGUUCCCGUUCUUGAGACGUACAAAUUCAUCCCGCAUCUACCAACGCCGGAAAUGAAAAAUAUAGACGCUGCGAGGACUUGUGUCCAGUUGGCGCUGGAGAACAACUUCGCUCUGAAGGUGAAGAUUGUGGAAGUGGACACCAAAGAGACCACAGAGCCCAUCAUCACUAACUUUCAGGAGGCUUUGGGAGAUCUUCCACUCAUCUCCUCCGACCUGAUGUACCUCACGGCUAGGGAGAUGGAAAUCCCAGGGAUUCAUGUGGAGAAUGGAAAGCUCUCCACUCAGACAAACUGCAUGUUUGUCAUCGCAUCGGAUUGCAUGUUAAAUCCUGACUUUGUCGAGAAGUCCGUGAUAAGUCUCACGGAGAAUGCGUAUCUCAUCUCGCGAGAGAAGAAAGAUCUUCGUGUUGAGGAUAUCAAGGUGCCUCCAGGAUUCCAAUUGAUCCUCUCAAUCCCAACAGGAGAGGAGACACUCGUCAUGUGCCACCGCCUUCGUCGGAAACUUAUUGGGAAUCCCACAGUAGUGAAGAUUUCUAUGGAGGACACCAAGUACGAAUGGCUCAACAAACUACGCGCCGGCAUGAAAACGGGUCCUGUGACCCUGGUGUCUGAAGGAGAGCCCACUUCUGGGAUUAUUGGCCUGGUGAAUUGCUUGAGGAAGGAACCUGAUGGAUAUCUCAUCAGCUGCGUCUUCGUUGAUGAUCCCAGUGCUCCGCCUUUUGACUUCGACAAUCCCUUCUUCAAGGCUCACUUGAAACUCUCACUCGCCAUCAACGUUUGCCGAGCUGGACGCUGGGGAAGCUAUCGCCACUUGAAGCUGGAGUACGAGAAUGCUCCACAAGUCACAACGAAGCACUGUUUCGCUAACGUCCUCACGCGUGGAGACUUGUCUUCAGUCACGUGGCUUCAUGGCGGCCUCUCUGAGCGCUACUUCGAUGAGGAAGGCGUUGUCCAUGUGAUGUACUCCGCCCUCAAUUUCCGUGACGUGAUGCUGGCGACCGGAAAGCUCGCCCUGGAAGUCAUUGGAACAACACGCCUCGAGCAGGAGUGCGUGAUGGGCUUUGAGUACUCCGGAGUCAACAACCGCGGAAAGAGAGUCAUGGGAAUGGUGAACUGUGGCGCCAUGGCCACGCAUCUCAUCUCAGAUGAUAAGCUGACCUUCUCAGUUCCCGACAGCUGGUCCCUUCAACAGGCCGCCACCGUGCCUGUGGUCUAUCUCACUGUCUACAUCGCCUUCUUCAUCAGCACCACUAUCAAAAAGGGUAAAUCGAUCCUCAUCCACGCUGGAACUGGAGGCAUCGGAAUGGCAGCUAUCCGAACGGCUUUCGCCUACGGCUUGGAAGUCUACACAACCGUGAGCACACCUGAGAAGAAGAAGUUCCUCCUGGAAACAUUCCCGCAACUCAAGGAGAAUCAUAUUGGCAAUUCCCGCAACACCAGCUUCGAGAAGAUGGUCAUGCUACAGACCAAAGGUCGUGGUGUUGACUACGUCCUCAAUUCCCUGGCUGAGGACAAACUACACGCAUCAGUGCGAUGCCUGGGAAUAGGCGGGAAGUUCCUGGAGAUUGGUAAAUUCGACAUGGCCAAUGACAAUAAGAUCGGCCUCGGCGUCUUCCUCAGGGAAAUCUCCUUCUGUGCGGUGCUCGCAGACAAUCUCUUCAAAACCACUUCAGAUUAUAAAGAGUUCCUCUUCAAUCUCAUCCGACGUGACAUCGAUUCGGGGAUCAUACAGCCUCUGCCAUCGACUGUCUUUGAGGCUCAUGAGGUAGAGAAGGCAUUUAGAUUCCUGGCCAGUGGCAAACAUAUGGGUAAAGUGGUGCUGAAAAUUCGAGCCAACGAGAACGACAAGAAACCCUAUCCCUUCACCAUCACACCAAGAGUCAAUUGCGACUUCGAUUUCUCCUACAUCAUCCCAGGAGGACUCGGAGGCUUCGGAUUGGAGCUGGCCGACUGGUUGGUCAUCAGAGGAGCCAGGAAACUCGUCCUCAGCUCCAGUCGAGGGAUUUCAAAACAAUAUCAGGCGUACAGGAUAAGGGUCUGGGAGAAUUACGGCGCCAAGGUGGUCGUGAGUACGGCAAACAUUGCCACACGAGAGGGAUGCCAGCAGUUGAUUCAGCAAGCAACCAAACUCGGUCCAGUCGGAGGAAUUUACAACCUGGCCGUCCUCCUGCGUGACAGCAUCCUUGAGAACCAAACUGUGGAGAAGUUCAACGAGUCAAUGGCGCCCAAAGCAGUGGCCACGAAGCACCUGGACGAGUUAUCGCGCAUCAUGUGUCCGCAACUGCAGGAAUUCGUCGUCUUUUCCAGCGUUUCGUGCGGCCGCGGCAACGCCGGUCAAUGUAAUUACGGCAUGGCCAACUCCGUGAUGGAGAGGAUCAUCGAGCGGCGCGUGGCUGAUGGACUGCCCGGGAAGGCCAUCCAAUGGGGGGCUGUUGGCGAAGUCGGUCUGGUGGCUGACAUGCAGGAGGACAAGCUGGACAUGGAAAUCGGCGGAACACUGCAGCAGAGAAUCUCCUCCUGUCUCACGGAGUUGGACAAUUUGCUGGUGGGCGACGAUCCAGUCGUGGCGAGCAUGGUGGUGGCCGAAAAGAGAGUUGGCAGUGGCGGUAAAGGCAACAUCAUUGAGACCGUGAUGAACAUCAUGAGCAUUCGAGACAUCAAGUCCAUCUCCAUGGACGCCACACUGUCCGAGCUCGGCAUGGACUCACUGAUGGCUGUGGAGAUUAAGCAAACACUUGAGAGGGAGUUUGAGCUCUUCCUCACACCACAAGACUUGAGAUCGCUCACCUUCAUGAAGCUGCAAGAGCUGGCCGACAAUCGCGAGAAGGACGGCAAUGAGAAUGUGAAGCUGAAGCUGGCGAAUGACGACAAACCCGUGGGCAUGGCGAUGCUGCUGAGGAAUCUGGGCGACGAAACCAACAGCGAGAAGACAAUCCUGCGCGUCAAGAGUCGCGACGAGAACGUCAAGUACGUUUCCUGCGCUCUCUUCAUUCCUGGCAUUGAGGGCGUCGCAGGAAAUGCUUUCUACGCCAUCAGUGCCAACAUUUCACUGCCCGCCUUUGUUCUACAACUCACGCACACCAUUGGCAUUCAUUCCAUUCCCGAGAUCGCGAAGGCAGUCAUUGAUGACAUCAAGAAUGAAGUGCUGAAGUCAUCGGAGUUCUUCUACCUCGUGGGAUAUUCCUUCGGUGCCUUCAUCACGCUAGAGAUCGCGAAAUUGCUCGAGGAGUCCGGAAUGUCUGGCCAAAUCUUGCUGAUCGAUGGCGCGCCCGCUUUCCUGAAACGCCUAGCCAUCGGGCAAAUGACUGAGGAUUACACUGAUGAGACUGUGCAGUGCGUGCUCAUCUCUGGCAUCAUUCGCACCAUUUUCCCAGACGAGAAUCCUGAGGAUUUGUUCGCCAGGAUAGCCGAGCUGAAGAACUGGGAAGAUCGUGUGAACAAACUGGUGGAGCUCAGCAAGCACCAGCACAUCUACUCCGAGCGAUACCUGCGCCUAAUGACCGACGCUCUCUACGUGAGAUUUAAGGUCGUCCUGGACACGGACACAGACAUCAUUGUACCCCUCAAGUGCCCCAUCACACUCGUUCGUCCCACCGAAGUGUCCAUCGUGGACAUCGACGAAGACUAUGAGCUGUCCAAGUACACUACCGGGCCGGUAAAUCUCAAAUUCAUCGAGGGCAAUCACAUUUCUAUGCUUGAGAACAGCAAGUUGCCACAGAUCAUCAAUGAUCUCGAUCCCAAGCUCGAGUCCGACAAGGCUUUCAAGAAGUACCUCACAAACUGA
This is a messenger RNA of Phlebotomus argentipes, 7362 nucleotides long. RefSeq names its product fatty acid synthase (gene FASN3). The transcript has 8 exons. Lineage: Eukaryota; Metazoa; Arthropoda; Insecta; Diptera; Psychodidae. The record is from RefSeq and is a predicted model, not a curated record. Gene Ontology annotation, biological process: fatty acid biosynthetic process. Bases 205 to 7362 code for a protein of 2385 amino acids. Gene Ontology annotation, molecular function: 3-oxoacyl-[acyl-carrier-protein] synthase activity; oxidoreductase activity; phosphopantetheine binding.